Molecule: messenger RNA, 2085 nt
Organism: Mesorhabditis spiculigera
Lineage: Eukaryota; Metazoa; Nematoda; Chromadorea; Rhabditida; Rhabditidae
Source: the annotation of a GenBank genome assembly
AUGUCAAUUGCCCAAUGCGAGCGAGAGAUAUCCGAAACGAUGCCUUUGGCCGACAAGGAAGGCGAUCUCAUCGAGCAAAGGCUCUCAGCCCUCAAGCCGCCCAGUCAAAUGUCCUAUACCGAGAUACGACGAGUCAUCGAAGAACUCCAGUUCCACUACGCAUCAAUUACACAACUCCACCACCAGAUUGACUCCCGCCUAUCCGACUGGGCCACGGCUAUUGACGUAGCAUCCCAGGCCACGCGUCAAAUGCUCGAACUAGAAUUCGAAGCGUAUAACGUCUCGAAAGAACCGAUGAACACCCUGGAACGCAUCGAACUUCUAUGCUGCCAGAUCGAUCAGGCCCGGAUCCCAUACCAGACCGAACUUGAAAGCUACAAUCCCGAUCAGGCCACCAAGAAGAUGCCCAUAAAAUCCCCCGAAAGGACACGACGCAACAGGAGGACCCCAACACCGGCAAUAACUUGCCACACCACCCCAAUCACUCCACCACCCGCCGCCACAACCAUCAGCGGCCCCGACGCUCCACAUCAACCAAUGACCUACAAUUCUCCGCCGCAAGAGAAUCACCUGCUACCGAACGACUGGCCUUUUCCGCAACCAAGCCGGAUAUACAAGAACCAGCAAUCACAAGUCAAGCCACAAGAAGGCCAACCAAGUUUCAAUAUCCAACAAUGCCUACCUCAACCCCAACCCGUCCUCCAACUGGACCAGGCCCCGCAGCGGCCGCCUUCAAUCAACCACGAAUCGACCCAAGGAUACCGUCCAUCACAAGCCUCCCAACCACCAGCAUCGAAUAACUUUCGACCCAAUCCAAGUUCCGGGAUGUACCAAGCCCAUAACCAAGCCCCACCGCCAAUCACCCACAACUACACUCAAGGACAGCCACAAGCCUCCCAAUCACCAGCAGACGACACUGCAUCAAACAGGAUGCGACCUCACGAUCCUGCUAAUCACCACCACAAGAACACAUCUCCAACGUCCCAUUCAAGCGGACCGUCGCCAUCACGGCACUUCAAUCACCAAUCUCCAGUCAUCAACGACUACAUCUACGCUUCAUUCACCACUGAAAGAGAAGACAACGUCGACCCCAGUCUCCUCCCAACCAAGAAAGAUAUCAUUCAUCAAGACACAACCAAAUUCCCAAGCCAGCACUACAAACUCCGAAAUUCCAACAUCGAUGACGUGACCCCAACCGCCAGGCCCAAAGGAUUCAGCCCAGAAACAACACCGCAAGCCGAAGUCACCGCCGUAGCCACCCGCAACCCGGACAUCUCAAAGCCCGACCGCGGCUCUCCCAACUCAGCUUCACCUCUUGAAUCGACUCCAAUCGACCCUGUCAGCAACAGAACUCUCUCCCUCCAGAAGACCGUCGCCCCUAACAUCAAUCCCGAACCGCCACCUUCAUCACCACUUACCACUGCCGAACGCUCCAUGCAAGAACUCUCGCCGACUUCCGCAGAAGCACCCGGCUCUCCAUCCUCGGACAAGCAAACAAGCCAACCCAAGCCAACCUCCAAACCUCUAAGCGACGAAACCCCUACCGAAGACAGGUCGCCAGACGAAAGCGACGAAGCCUACGUCGAAGCCUAUGCCGAAGACAGGACGCCAGAUGAAGCAAUUUCACAAUCUCUCCAUCACCACCCGAAGACUAAGACCACCGAGGACGCGACGCUGAGCCCCUCGGACCCGACCGCCGCCGACGACAAGACUGACCUCGACAAUCCAAUCACCAUGCAGCUCUACCUCGACAAGCCCUCUCCCAACAACCGCAACUCUGACAACAGCAGCGACGGCGCCUCCAAACGCGCACCCACAAAUCCGCUUGGUCUCGGAGCCCCCAGAUCAUCACACCCAUCACAGCCUCGCCCAAAGCUUCUCGCCCGGGGAGGCCGCCUCUGCGACGGAACAACGACAAUCACCACAAAAACGACGACUGCGACUACUACCACGACACCUCGCCGCGCCGGGGAGUGUCGCCACAGCGACCUCAAAUCUCAAUCGUACAGUCGGGGCCCGGCAGGAGCCGCCGGACCACCGUGGGAACCCCCGCUAUACGAAGAUGCAAAUGCCCGCCAUGGCCUA